AUGCCACGACCGCCUGCAAAAGCAAGUUCCGUGGUCGUGAGUGGUCCGCAAGUUGCAGCAAUUCCACAAACAACGACUGCGCAGCCACCGUCGUCCGCGUCUUGUUUGCAGCAAGUCAAAAACGAGGUCGAGAUGCAGCAACUGCAACUGCACCAACUCCGCCAGCAACAGCAACAGUACCAACUGCAGCAACAGCAACAAGCACAGAUGCAGCAGCAACAGCAACAACAGCAGCAGCAGCAACUUCAACAGCAACUUCAACAGGAACUGCAACUGCAACAGCAACAAUACCCCCAAGCCCCAGGACCGGUUUCUUCCAGCUCAACAGGUCAAGCUUCACUCGCGAGCAACGUCACUGCAUCGCACUCUGCUGUCAACGCAGCAGCCGCCGCCGCCGCCGCCGCAGUAGCCGCAAACGCAGGCGGAGCAACAGCUGGGAAUGGCUACGCGUUUCCCCGCAAUUCGCCGGAAUUCGCGUGCGAAAACGUCGGCGAACGGGUCAAAGGCAAGCGCCGAAAGUACUGUCCCCACGAAGUGACGGCGCUUGUCUUGGGCGUGCAGCGCUACGCCGACGACAGCUGUCCCUGGAGCUCCAUCUUGCGCGAUCCGCACCUCGGCCACUUGUUCCACGGACGGAGCGGCGUCGACUUGAAGGACAAGUGGCGGACGCUGAUCAAGACGCGACCGGAGCUCGCGGCGUACACGAAGAACCGCAAGAACCACCGCAAGUACCGCCCGUUUUCGGCCACGGAAGAGCGCGCGCUGUUGGACGGCGUGAAAAAGUACAAUGGCCAGCGCAACGUCUGGUCGCUCAUUUUGAUCGACAAAGAGCUCGGCCCUCAGUUUAAUGACCGCUCGAAUGUCCAGCUCAAGGACAAGUUCCGCACCAUGCGACGGGCCGGCACCACGUCGGCGUUAGUAGCGAGCGAGGGCGGCACGAGUGCCUUAACGCGACGGCCGACGUCGACUGCUGCUGCCGCUGCUACUGUCGCUGAUGCUGCCGCUGCUGCUGUGGCGUCCGUGGAAGAAGGGACACCGCCGUCGGACGUGAGUGGUGCGACGACGUCGAGAGCGCAAGCCCCGACGACUGCCGCGUCGGCCAUGUUGAUGAUGCCGGCAACCAGCCGCGCGCUCCUUUCGACCGUUGCUUCAGCGAGUCAACAAGCUGCGUCGCUAUUGGUGCAAAACAGCAACGCGGCGUCGGCCAUGUUCGGCGACCCGAACUUGUACUUGGCCGGGUCGUUCCCGCUCCCGUUGCACAUGUCGCAGGCGAUGACGAUGCCGCUGUCCAUGGCCACGACGCCGUCACGGCAGCAGACGACGCACGCCCAAGUGCAAGCGCAGACGUACGCGCAAGCACAAGCGAUUGCAACGGCGCAGGCGCGUGCAGCCCAAGUGCAGAUGGAAGCGCAGAUGCAGCACUUGCGAGCCCAUGGCGGCCAGCAGCACGUGGACAUCAAGCAGCAGUACCAGGCGAUGAAUGCGGCGCACAAUACGAGAGGAGAAAGCAUGACAAGCGCGCAAGAUAUGAGGGACACUGAAUCCGAUGUAACCAUUCAGGCCAACUACUGCUAA
This is a messenger RNA of Hyaloperonospora brassicae, 1575 nucleotides long. The record is from the annotation of a GenBank genome assembly. NCBI's taxonomy places the organism in Eukaryota, Oomycota, Peronosporomycetes, Peronosporales, Peronosporaceae.